UUUUUUUCUUUUUGUUGGUCUCUCUCGACGAUUACGCACGCGGAAACCUUUUCUCGGUCCAGCAAAGAUUAAUUUAUCGUAGAAAAUAAUCAAAAUGCGAUGUGCGCUGAUGGGCAUUUUGCUUCAAUACAAGAAGGCCACCGUAAAAUGUUCUUGGAAAAUCGCUGGCUGCUAUUAUUCGACCGGCGCUUUGAAACCCGAAUUAACGUCGAUCAGGUACAAAACUCAACGUGGGCCCUAUGCUACGAUCACAGAUGCAGACAUUCGCUUUUUCGACUCGUUGCUGGGAUCUAGCCGCGUCAUCACUGAUCCGUAUGAAUGUGAAACUUACAAUAUCGAUUUUGCGAAAACCGUUAGAGGUGCAAGUCAGCUGGUGUUGAAACCGACAUCCACUAAGGAAGUAUCAGCAAUAUUAAAAUACUGCAAUGAGCAACAAUUAGCAGUUUGCCCGCAAAGCGGAAACACUGGUCUCGUGGGAGGUUCCAAUCCGGUAUUCGAUGAAAUUGUCAUUUCCAUGAAAUUAAUGAAUAAAAUUUUGGACACGAAUAAAUUGGCAGGUAUACUGACAUGCGAGGCUGGCUGUGUUUUACAAGAUCUCGAUGACCAUUUGUCUAAGGUUAAUCUAAUGAUGCCUUUGGACCUGGGUGCUAAAGGAAGCUGUCUUAUUGGUGGUUGUGUAUCGACAAAUGCGGGUGGAUUGCGACUUUUGCGUUAUGGCAAUCUGCAUGGAAAUGUCUUGGGAGUCGAAGCAGUGAAGGCUAACGGCGACAUUAUAAACGCAUUAAAUGUGUUAAAGAAGAAUAAUACAGGAUAUCAUCUGAAACAUAUGUUUAUAGGGUCAGAAGGAACUUUAGGCAUUGUAACCAAGGUGGCUAUUCAAUGUCCACCGUUGCCAAAGGCCAUAAACAUCGCAUUUCUAGGAUUAGCAAAUUUCGAUAAAGUGUUAAAAACAUAUUAUUUAGCGAAACGUCAUUUAGGAGAAAUUCUUUCUUCCUGUGAAAUGAUGGAUCGACUAUCUAUAGACGUUUCCAUAAAUAAUCUUGGCUUGAAAAAUCCAUUAACAAGUCGUAAGGAUGGCCACGAAUUUUAUAUGAUAGUUGAAACUGCAGGCAGUCAUGGUGUUCAUGAUGAAGAAAAGUUAUCCUCGUUUGUGGAAAAAGCUAUUAAUGAUGAUAUCAUUGAAGAUGGCACAAUGACUAAUGAAUCAAAAAAGCUAAACACUAUAUGGGCACUUCGAGAACGAAUUAGCGAAGGCGUCUUACGAGACGGUUAUGUUUUCAAAUACGAUAUCUCCCUACCUCUUUCAUCUUUUUAUGAAGUCGUCGAGGUGCUUCGCAAACAAAUACGCGAUCCGAGGAUUGUCAGGAUUAGCGGUUAUGGACAUUUAGGCGAUGGAAACAUCCAUGUACAAGUUUCUAUACCAGAAUACUACGAGGAUGUGGCCGCGCAAUUGGAACCAUUUAUUUUUGAAUAUGUUUCAAAGUGUAACGGGAGCAUUAGUGCUGAACAUGGCAUCGGUUUUAAGAAGCCUAAAUACCUUCAUUUGAGUCGAAGUUCUUCCGAGAUUCGAAUGAUGUAUGAUUUAAAGAAAAUGAUGGAUCCGAAUGGCAUUCUGAAUCCAUACAAGGUGUUGAAACCAAUUGUAGAGAAGUCAUGAUCAUUGUUUUAUGUGCCAUUUGAAUGAAAUCAUAGGAGAUUAAGUAUAGUAUAUGCAAUUAUCCAAAUAAUCUUCAUGGAAUGUUUAUAAAAAUGUUGAAGUAUCAUAUUAUGUGCCAUUAUAAUAGUAUUUAGCUUAACAUGGAUGCUGGCUUCACAUACAAGAUUCUUUGAGCCAAUAAGAGUAGAUAAAACAUCUUAAACGGAUUAACGCUUUAUUCGAAUUAGAUACAUAAAUAAUUGGUAAUAGUUACGAAAAAUAUCAGAACAUAUGUCUUUAUAGAAUGUUUUAAUUUUGAAAUGUAUAUAUAAAUACGUACCUGAUGUAUGUAAAGAAGAGACUGUGAGUGCUUUCCAGUUGUGUUAUACUUGCUGGAAAGCACUAUGUAACAAUACGUUAAGUAGAAGUAAAAGAUAAUCAACAGAGAUUUGAAUGCUAAAGAAAUAUGAAAAUACCUCUUGUUACAUACACAAGCAUACUUG
Molecule: messenger RNA, 2139 nt
Organism: Cyphomyrmex costatus
Lineage: Eukaryota; Metazoa; Arthropoda; Insecta; Hymenoptera; Formicidae
Gene: D2hgdh
Product: D-2-hydroxyglutaric acid dehydrogenase
Exons: 8
Coding region: 95-1657 (520 amino acids)
Cellular component (GO): mitochondrion
Molecular function (GO): FAD binding; catalytic activity
Source: RefSeq, a predicted model, not a curated record